Molecule: messenger RNA, 7786 nt
Organism: Eupeodes corollae
Lineage: Eukaryota; Metazoa; Arthropoda; Insecta; Diptera; Syrphidae
Product: homeotic protein female sterile-like
Exons: 13
Coding region: 1724-6925 (1733 amino acids)
Biological process (GO): regulation of DNA-templated transcription; chromatin remodeling
Cellular component (GO): chromatin; nucleus
Source: RefSeq, a predicted model, not a curated record
UUACUACUCCAGCGAAACGAUUUUUGUUGUGGAAAAGUAAACGUUUUCUCAUUUUCUGUUCGAAAAAAAUUAUGGUGAAAACAAUUUAAACACGUAUAGAUAGAAAAACAAAAAUAACAUUAUAAAUCCUACAAUUUCAGAACAAACCAUUCAAUGUGUAGAGAUUGUUUAAUACUUUCCAACAAAAACUAGAGUAAAAACAAAAAUAAAAUAAAAUGUGCACUUCAUGAAAAAGCAGUAAGCAAGCAUGUAUACUCAGAUUCAGAACAGAAAUAUCGGUCUGCCAAUAUUCCAUUUCCAAUCCAAUAUGGUGGAAGCCUUGAAAUGAUUUUCCAUUGGGAAAAUUUUCAUCCGCUAUUAUUUGUCAAAUAACACACCUAGCUCGAUUGUAAUUCGUAAAACUUCUAAAAAAAUCAGCCAUUUUGUCACCAGCGCCACCUCCGCUCCAAAGACUGGCCGUGGUCGCGCUUAUAAUUUGAGACUUGAGAGUGAACGAAAAAGAAAGAGAGUAUAUGGAAGAAGAGAAGACUGUUAUUCACUAUUGCUAUCCUUGUCAAUCUGCCGCAUUUUCAUAUACAUUUAAUCGCGCUGGGUUAUGUGUGUUGGUUUGGUGUGCCUUUGCUUUUGCCUUUGUGUGCGCGGAUGUAUUUGCUAUAGCUAUUUGACGGCUUGCUAGUUCACGGGAUACGCGCGUCUCUUCACGUUACCUCUAGAUUUAAUUUAAUUUUUCCCGGAAAAAACGCGAAAAUAUUAAUAAAUCUAUGAAAAACUUAAAGUUAAGUGUUUGGUGCGUGAAAAUUUAAUAAAGUUUUUAAGUUUUGUGUGUGAUUUAAGCACGAAAAAUACAAUUGAAAAUCGUGUGCAGAAAGAAAAAGGAAACGAAAAAAAUAUUGUGUGCCCCUCUUCAAAUCGUUUUUCGCCUUGCCUCGCCUCGCCGUCGCCGCUGUUCACUCUUCCCCUUUGUUUUUUUUUUGCCUUUGGUUUGAAUCUCGCCUCCUUCGCCGUGAAAGACAAGUUCAAAAGCGAAAGAGAGGACAAAAAUAUACAAUACCCAGUGGUAUGGUUGAGAGGGAAAUAUGAAAAAAAAUUGUGUUUCUUGCUGUUGUUUUGUAAUAUAAACGUGAAGUGAAGAAAAUAGAGUAAAAAUAAGCCGGUGGAAAUACAAUAUACAAGCAGAAGAAGUACAUUUGACUUUGGAUUUGUUGACGAUAGUAGAUACAUGACUCAAAACACAUAAUCCAGACGACUAAAGAUUCACUAAAUAUUCUUGCUUCAAUGUUGCUGAAUAGUUGACUGAUAAUAUUUGUUGGAAUCAGUUGAUUCUGCGUCAAAUCUGAAAAUGCAGCAUUUUUUGGGAAGACGAACUGCCUCCAGCACAAAAACUAAAGCGCCAUAUUCGCUAAUUUUCUUUAAGAUAAAUUCGCAUCAAAGAGUAAUUUAAAAACAAAAAAAAAUAACAAACCAAGCAUAAAGAAAACAAUCUUCCUCCAAAUAAAAAGUAGGAAUAAUUACAAAAAAACAAAACUGCAUCUAUAGGCGACAAGCUUAGAAAUUCCAUAAAGAAAAAGGAGUAAUUCAAAAAGAAGAACAAUAUACAAAAGAAAAAAGAAAUAUUUUUUCUUUGAUUCAAAAUUAAAAUUUACAUAAAAAAGAGAACGUAUUUGUUUAUCCAAUUUUUUACCCUGACAACAGAUUUAAGAAAAAGUAAAAUUUCUUCCCCAAAAUGGACACAAAUAGCAACAGCGGCGUAGCCGCAACAGGUGGCGGCGCAAGUGGUGGCGGUUGUGGCAGCAAAGAGCCACCACCACGCAAUGAACCGUAUGUAGAUCCAAUCAAUGGAAUUGUACAGCCUCCGACGGUACCACCACCUGAUCGACCCGGCCGCAAUACUAACCAGCUGCAAUACAUCAUAAAGACAGUGAUGAAAUCAAUUUGGAAACACCAAUUCUCAUGGCCAUUCCAACAGCCAGUCGAUGCGAAAAAACUUAACCUGCCCGACUAUCAUAAGAUUAUCAAACAGCCGAUGGAUCUGGGAACAAUAAAGAAGCGUUUGGAAAACAACUACUAUUGGACGUCGAAUGAGUGCAUUCAGGAUUUCAAUACAAUGUUUACAAACUGUUAUGUGUACAAUAAGCCAGGUGAAGAUGUCGUGGUUAUGGCGCAGACGCUAGAGAAACUUUUUCUCACUAAAAUCGAGGCAAUGCAAAAGCCAGAACUAGAGUUGGAGCCAGUCACGCCGAAGGGUGCUAAGAAAAAACCCCGUGCUCCUGGUAAAGUACCCGCGACUCCAGGUAGUGGAUUACUGCCAACGCCUAGUAGUGCGGGUCGAGGACGACCCCUUUCGGCACUGGGUGGUGGAAUGGCUGUAUCAUCGACGGCUGGUGGACCAGUAACACCAUUAGGUGCAACAUCAGUGCCGAGUGUUCCGCAAAUUGGCAGAGUUCCACAUCAUUCUUCUGGGAAUACAAAGAACUCAACAGUAACCGGAGUUGCAGGUUCCACAUUACCGACGGGCAUAGCCGGUAGCGGAGCAGUACCUACCCCAGCAGGAGCAACUUCAACAGCAGUUGGUGGCGCUUCUGCCAAUGUAUUACCGGCAGGACCAGCCUCUGGAACAAAUUCAUCGCACAAUUCCCUGAGUGGUGGCUUGGCGACUGGUGGGGCACCACCCGCCACGACCGCUAGUAGUCUGGUUAAUUCCAACUUAAUGGAAAACACGGCAGCCGCAGCAGCAGCUGCACAUGCGGCUGCAGCAGCCGCAUACCAUGUAAAUAGUACUCAACCAGGCCCUCUCGACGCAGUGAUACCACCUCAACAACCAGCCAAAAUGAAGAAAGGUGUGAAACGGAAGGCCGAUACAACUACACCGACAGCUAAUGCUUUCGAAUCGCCGUAUCCGUCGAUCGACUCGAAGAGCGCAAAAAUUGCGACGCGUAGGGAGUCAUCAAGACAGGAAUUGACAUCGUUCCAGUCUUCAACGUAUCCAAUGUCCCCACUAAGCGGCACACCCGGAUCAGUUGCAAAGAACAAAGAAAAGCUUUCGGACGCCCUGAAGUCAUGCAAUGAAAUUUUAAAAGAGUUGUUUUCCAAAAAGCACUCUGGUUAUGCUUGGCCCUUCUACAAGCCGGUUGAUGCUGAACUACUUGGCCUGCAUGAUUAUCAUGACAUUAUCAAAAAGCCAAUGGACCUUGGAACGGUAAAAAGAAAAAUGGACAAUCGAGAAUACAAGAGUGCGCCCGAGUUUGCCGCUGAUGUACGACUUAUAUUCACCAAUUGCUACAAGUACAACCCACCAGAUCAUGAUGUCGUUGCAAUGGGUCGCAAACUGCAAGAUGUCUUCGAAAUGCGAUAUGCAAAUAUUCCUGAUGAGCCAGUAGCGAAUGCACACACGCAUGGGUUCUCUAAAAACGAAACAGAUUCCUCUUCGGACGAGUCGAGUGAAACGGAAAACGAGUCUAACUCGGAUGAGGAGCGUAACGCGAAGCUGAAAACGCUCGAGGCAAAGCUACUCGAAUUGCAAGAAGAAAUGCGUAGACUCAUGGAAGAAGCAUCGAACAAGAAAAAGGCAAAGAAAAAGAUUAAGGAAAAGAAGAAGGGCGGCGGGAAUAGUGGUGGACCUUCAGGAGCGGGUGGCAUUGGAGGAGGAAUGUCGACUGGUUUGGCUGGCGCCCAAGGAGGUGUUGACCUUGGAAAAGUUCCCGGUGAAUUGCAUCAUGGUCAUGUAAUGGCGUCUGCUCAUGGCGCUCAAGGUAAAGGUGGACUAGGCGGACCUGGUGCUACCGGGGGACUCAAUUCGGCGCUGGCUGGAGCCGCUGGCAUGGCAGGAGCUAACGCGACGGGAGGCGGUGCUGCUGGUGCGGCUAACAGUAAAGGUGCUAAAGUGAAGGGCCAACGUGGUCCAAAGGCAGGAGCAGCUGGAGCUGGUGGACCCGGAACCAGUGGACAGCCAAACAAACGCGGCAAGGCAAAUGCAACUCCAGGUGGAGCACCACGAGGAGCAAAUAAAAAGAAACCAAGCCAAGCGAUUAUCUUUGACUCUGAGGAGGAGGACACAGCCAAGCCGAUGUCGUACGAUGAGAAACGACAACUUUCGUUGGACAUAAAUAAGUUACCAGGUGACAAACUUGGACGGGUUGUCCAUAUUAUACAAAACCGAGAACCAUCGCUGAGGGACUCAAAUCCAGAUGAGAUUGAAAUCGAUUUUGAAACUCUGAAGCCAUCAACUCUGCGCGAGCUGGAAAGCUAUGUGGCAUCAUGCCUUCGUAAAAAAACUCGUAAGCCUUACUACAAAAAAAUUUCUGGAAAAUCUAAAGAUGAACAAAUGGCAGAGAAAAAACAAGAAUUAGAAAAACGGUUACAAGAUGUAACUGGACAAUUGGGCACGGCUAAAAAAGCAGCCAAAAAAGACGAAUCAUCGAAUAAAGUCGAUGUUGUACAACCGAAUCGCCUGUCAUCAAGUUCUAGCUCUAGUGAUUCAUCGUCGUCCAGUUCGAGCGACAGCAGUUCUAGCGAUUCAAGUGAUAGCGAAGCAGGUGAAACUGGUAGACCACCCAGAAAGAAGAAAUCAAAAGACGCCAUAACAUCAUUAAACUCUCUAAUGCCCCCUACAACGACGAUCACAACAACAGCUGCAUCAUCAAUGCUGGCUUCACAACUCCAACAACAGACACCAACAAUAACAGCAGCAACAUCACAGAAUACACAAAUGCCUGUACUUCCGCCAAUAAUAUCAUCAACGUCCGCCACAACAACAACUUCUACGAUAUCACCAAUCAUUCUACCACCCGCAUCCACUACAACAACAACCCAAAAUAACAAUAUCAAUAUGAACAGUUUGAAUAACCCAAACAACAAUAAUAACAACAAUAGCAACAUAAACAAUAAAUUAGGAAAUUUUUCAACUAGCAAUAGCAAUAGUAGUAGUUUAACAACAACAAUUUCAUUACCAAAUCCAUCACCAACGUUGCAUAAAACAUCAACAACAUCGACAACAGCCCAAAAUACUAACAAUCAGCAGGCGAAUACCCCAAUAACACCAAUGUUAAAUAGUAUAAACCCGAUGCAGCAAAUGUUUGUGGGUUCUUCUUCACAAAUGAUGAGCAAUAAUAAUAGUAAUAGUAGCAGCAGCAGUAGCAGCAGCGGGGGCAGUGGUAGUAGUAAUAGCAAUGGACCAAAUGAUUUGACAAAAUCGACGACAUCGUCGCUUGUCACGGUGACUCCAACGACAUCAACAACGUCAGUGCAACAACAAAUGCAGCAGACACCAUCUUCGUCGGCGACGCUGACAUCAUCAUCAUCCUCCUCCCAAUCCCAAUCCCAAUCUUCCUUCAUGUCUACAUCAACAUCACAAAUAAAUUCCACUCAUCAACAACAACCAAAUAUAAUUAUGAGCAGUGGUGGUGGGGGUGGUGGAAUCAGAGUUGCGAGCAAUCUGCAUAAACUGACGCAACAACAAUCAAGUAUGAUGCCCAACACAACACAAUCAGCAUCCUCAUCAACAUUUCAACAUCAGCAACAUACACACCAGCAACAGCAGUCGAUUCCAAUGAGUGGUGGUGUUGGUGAUAAUCUAGUGAGUGAUCUCUCGCUGGGUCAUCUUGCACAUCAUCCGCAUUUGGGUUCGUUGCCGCAGCCACCACCGCCUUCCACUCAAUCUGUUCCAAUGCUUGGACUUUCCGCGGGUCUUAAGCAAAUACCCCAGUUUGAUGAUCCCGUUGAACAGUCUCUUGCAUGUCUUGAACAGCCGAUGCUGGCAGCGAUGGGUCAACAUCAUAUGAAUUCCGCACAACAACAGCAACAGCACCAUAUGGAGAUUGUGUCAGAAAUCCUGGCGAAGACGGAAUCUGGAAUGAAUGGAAACCACUUUCCGUUGAUACAACAUCUCGGCCUUGAAAACUACAACAAUCAUCUAACGAUGGCUGCAGCAGUCGUCGCAGCACACGGAAUGCACCACAAUAAUGGUUAUGUUAGUGUGCCUGAUGGUAGCACCGGUACUGGAACUAUGUUGGAUAGUUCAUCGGCAGGAAACGGAAUGCAUAUGGGUGGUGGCGGUAUGGGCGGAAUGCACCAUCCUCCACCAACUGCACCGCCUGUAUCUGCAGCCAUGAAUAUGGGAUCUAUAUUUGAUUUGCCGCCAAACAUGGGAGGUAGUUUAUCCGCCGCCAUGAUGAUGGGCGGUGGUGGUGUUGGCGUUGGUGUUGGAGGAGGCGGUAGCCAUCCCAGUCUUCCAUCAACCAAAAAGGAUGAUGGUGGAAAGCCAGCAAUGCUGAUUACACCAAAGCCAAUCGAGUCGAUGAUGCCUAGUCCGCCAGAAAAAAAGAUGAAUCAGCAACAGCAGCCUACACAGCAAUCACCGUCAGGUGAUUCGAAAGGUGGUGGUGGCCCUAAUACCGGAACUAAUUUUGCGCAAGCUUUCAAAUCGGCGCAUGAGCAAAAUUUAAAGAAUGCCAGUUCAUGGUCUUCGUUGGCUUCAGCAAAUUCUCCACAGAACACCCCAACAUCGAAAGUGAAACCCGCCAUGGACUCCUUCCAGCAGUUCCGGAAUAAAGCAAAGGAAAAAGCAGAUCGAUUAAAACUACUGGAACAACAAGAAUUAAAAAGAAGUCAAAAAGAAGCCGCCGAAAAGGAACAAAAACGUCAACAGGAACAACAGCAUAAACAAAAGGGAGAUGUCGAUAGCGGAAGAAAAAGUACACAUGAACCACAACCACCACCUCCUCCUCCGGCACGAUUGGAGGACAUUAAAGCGUCUCCACAAGGUUGUGGAUCACCGGGUUCACAACAAUCACCACAAGAUAGGGCAGCAAUUCGUCGUGCCGAGCUAAGACGAAUGGAACAGGAUCGAAGAAGGCGAGAGGCUCUGGCGGGCCAAAUAGACAUGAACAUGCAAAGUGAUUUGAUGGCAGCAUUUGAAGAGUCGCUUUAAUUAGCUUAAGUUAUAUCUCCUAGAACCGAUUCAAUGCAUAAAAUUCUUAAAAAAAAAAAAACAAAAAACAAAAACAAAACACAUACACACUAUUCUAACUUUUCAAAUCAACACAUAUGUUUAUUAUUAUUAUUAUUAUUGCGAAAACACACACAACUAACACAUACCAAUAAUUAGUGAACCACAAACUUUAUUAGAUAUAUAUAUUAGUUUUAUUUUACUCAUAAAUAAUUAUAAAAUUAUAAUUGUUUUUUAAAUGGACUUAUCUAUUUUAAAAUAGAUAUUUAUUGUUGUAAUUUUUGUUAUAUAAAAAGGAAAAUAUUAUGUAAUAAUAAGAAAAUGGCGAUAAAUUAUUAUUUAAAAAGAAAAAAAAAACAAAAACAAAAUCAGACACACAAUCUUUUACUAUUUUCCAGGCAAGAAAAAUAUUUAAAAAAAAAAAGUAUCUUACUUUGAAGUUCGGAACAAUACCAAGAAGAAAAGAAAAAAAAAUUAAUAAAGUAAACCACCGAUAGGGGUCUCUCCAUUUUGUUUGCGUAGUUGAAACGGACAAAAAUAAAAAUCUUUAACAAAAAAGAAUAAAAUAACAUAUAUUUAUAAAUUCACUGUUUUGUAUAGAUAAAAAAUAAAUAAACUUUGAAACCCACUUAAAAGUUAAAAACAAAAACUAAGAAAAAAAAAGAUCAAGACCGUAGUACUGGCGACUUUUUCCUUAAAAAAAAAGUAGUGGUUAGUUUCUGUUUAUUUCGCAGUUGUAUUUUUUUAACAAAAAAAGUUAUGUAGCAUACAUUAAAUUAACUACUAGAGAAUACGAAUCGUAUUGUAUUAAACAAAAAAAAAUUAUAAAAAUAAAAAAAUAAA